Zea mays is the source of this 1973-nucleotide messenger RNA. Its product is annotated as GRAS family transcription factor containing protein. NCBI's taxonomy places the organism in Eukaryota, Viridiplantae, Streptophyta, Magnoliopsida, Poales, Poaceae. The coding region runs from base 406 to 1749 and encodes 447 amino acids. The record is from RefSeq and is marked provisional. The transcript has a single exon.
ACGCACCGCCCACCACCACCACCACCUCCUCCUCUUUUUCUCUCCAUGCAUAUACAGGGCUGCCGCAGCCUUUGGCAGGUCGCCUCCGCCUACUCCCACUGACUUUACCUUCUUGGCUACCCGCAGGCCGCAGGCCGUGUCUCUAGAGAGGAAGGAGAAACCUCAGCGCCGCCACGACUUCCUCCUCGGGCCAUACCAUUUCGGCGGUCGUAUAAAUCCACACCACCCCGAGCACACAAAAGCUCUAGAGCUUUGCCUGCUUCACAGACCAACCAAACUAAAGCAGCGGUGGUCGCGUCGCCGCCGCGUACUCGCGUGCGUGCCAGGAAGACGAACCACCAGCCAGCCCAGGCCCCAGGCCAACACGCACGCCGUCGCUACCUGGCGAGGAAGGCUGCCUGCCUGAUGGUCCAGGACGAAGGCUCGUCGUCGUCGGUCACAUCGUCCCCGCUGCACAACUUCUCCACCAUGCCGCUCCACGCGUCGCCCGGCGGCGCGCCGGCCCCGACGCCGCCGUGGCUGGUGCGCGAGCUCCGCUCCGACGAGCGCGGGCUGUGCCUCAUCCACCUCCUCCUCAACUGCGCCGCGGCGGCGGGCGCGGGCCGCCUGGACGCCGCCAACGCCGCGCUGGAGCACAUCGCGUCGCUGGCGUCCCCCGACGGCGACGCCAUGCAGCGCGUGGCCGCCGCCUUCGCGGAGGCGCUGGCGCGGCGCGCCCUGCGCGCGUGGCCCGGGCUGUGCCGCGCGCUGCUGCUGCCCCGGGCCGGGCCCACGCCCGCCGAGCUCGCCGCCGCGCGCCGCCACUUCCUCGACCUCUGCCCGUUCCUCCGCCUCGCGGGCGCCGCCGCCAACCAGUCCGUGCUGGAGGCCAUGGAGUCGGAGAGGAUGGUGCACGUCGUCGACCUCGGCGGCGCCGACGCCGCGCAGUGGGUCGAGCUGCUGCACCUGCUGGCCGCGCGGCCCGAGGGCCCGCCGCACCUCCGCCUCACCGCCGUGCACGAGCACCGGGACGUGCUGACGCAGACGGCCGUGGCGCUGACCAAGGAGGCGGAGCGGCUGGACGUGCCGUUCCAGUUCAACCCCGUGGUGUCCCGGCUGGAGGCGCUGGACGUGGAGUCCCUCCGCGUGAAGACCGGCGAGGCGCUGGCCGUCACCUCCAGCCUGCAGCUGCACUGCCUCCUGGCAUCCGACGACGACUCCGGCAAGCACCACCAGGGCAGCGGGGACCACAAGAGGCAGCGGAGCCCGGAGUCCGGGGUGUCCCCGUCCACGUCGCGCGCGGACGCGUUCCUGGGCGCGCUGUGGGGCCUGUCGCCCAAGGUGGUGGUGGUGACGGAGCAGGAGGCGUCGCACAACGCGGCGCCGCUGACGGAGCGGUUCGUGGAGGCGCUCAACUACUACGCGGCGCUGUUCGACUGCCUGGAGUCGGCGGCGCCCCGCGGGUCGGUGGAGCGCGCGCGCGUCGAGCGCUGGCUCCUCGGGGAGGAGGUGAAGAACAUCGUGGCCUGCGACGGCGCGGACCGGCGGGAGCGGCACGAGCGCCUGGACCGCUGGGCGGCGCGGAUGGAGGGCGCCGGCUUCGCCCGCGUCCCGCUCAGCUACUACGCGCUGCUGCAGGCCCGGCGGGCGGCGCAGGGGCUGGGCUGCGACGGGUUCAAGGUGCGGGAGGAGAAGGGCGCCUUCUUCCUCUGCUGGCAGGAGCGCGCCAUCUUCUCCGUCUCCGCCUGGCGCGGCCGUCGCUUCGACUGAUGGAGGAACGCGUCGACGCCUUCCCGUAUUUGUGCGGAGGAGGAGACGGGCCGCCCGUCGUGGCGUUGCGCGUCAGGUGGCCGUCACGCACGUUGGGGCUUCUUUUGGUCGUUUUGUGUGUUCAGUUUACGCCGUAUCUAGUUAGAUUUCAAUCAGGUUUGUUCAUAGUGUACCCCUGCCGCUCUCCAAUUUGGAUGGAUGGAAUCUCAUGCUUGUUUGGAUCA